Messenger RNA from Miscanthus lutarioriparius, 705 nucleotides. Lineage: Eukaryota; Viridiplantae; Streptophyta; Magnoliopsida; Poales; Poaceae. The record is from the annotation of a GenBank genome assembly.
AUGGGGAAUAUCAGUAAACUUAAGCGUGGUCGCUCCCAUGUCACCCCGCGCCGCACAUGUCAAACCCUAACCUCCUCGAGCAAGGUCAAAGCUGCGUCAAUGCCGGACAAGUGCGAGAUCCGAUUUGAUGCCGAUCCCAUCCAAGGCGCAUCAGGCGGUCCAGGACAAGUCGCCCAAGUCUCCAAUUUUGAGCAGUACAAUGCCUACCUUGACUGGUUUUACAACUCUCAUAGAGGUCCUGCUCCUGUUGCAUCCCUUGCUGAUACUGCCUCCAUGUGUCUUGCUAAGGAGGCUGAGUUGAUUUGUGAAUGGCUGAGGCAUGGGCGCCGUAUUUUUACCGAUGAUGAGUACACCUUUUGCCAUAACAUCCGGGUUGCUGCUGCUGAACUUUUUAUUACCUGUCGGAAGUGGUCUUCUCAUAUUGCUGCUGCCCUUCUGGGUAUCAGAAAGGAGGCUGAGUGGUUGAUUGAGAACUUCAAGUGUAAUUUUGGUAAAUCCAUUAGUACGUCCAUGAAGAUUCGACAAUUUGCCUUAGAUUUUCUGUGGGAAAAGUUUCAUGAGCUUGAACCAUGUUAUGCGUGGGGAAAUGAGGAGAGCAGUGAAAUUGAAAUGGCCUCUGAGAGUGAUGAUGAUGUCGCUGAAAGCCAAGAUAACAACUACAUGGGGAAUUGCUAUGAUGAAGACUACUUGAAACUUUAUCGUUAA